AUGGCUGUGAGUGUAUUCCAGCAGAAUGAUUCGAUUAAUAUAAACAUUUUCAGUUCCGAAGAGUUGUUACAACUCCCACUUAUCUGUAACAGAAGAGGUGGUCCGGUUCUUCAAAAAGUGGCCCCGUUUGGCAAAAACAAUGUUUUCAAGAAGAAAGAAUAUCAAAUCAAAAUGCAGUACUAUCACAAUUGUAGUACAGAUAACAUGGUUCGGAAAAUAGAAAAGAGCUUCACAUAUGUUCCAAUGAAGAAAACAAAAGGAGCAUCCCUAUUCAAAAUUCAAUUAAAAGACAAUGGAUACCUUUUCGAUCAAACAUUUGGUCCCUUUGUGGCGAAACUUGUUUACCCUGAGAAUGUCUUGGAUUGGGGAUUGGGAAGAAUCGUUCACAACGACGAAAUGGGCAGGAAGACGAAAUGGACCGAUAAACAUGGAAAUUUGUAUUUGAAAAUGCAGUGGAAGCAAUUAUUUAAUCUGUGA
Messenger RNA from Caenorhabditis remanei, 477 nucleotides. RefSeq lists its product as uncharacterized. Bases 1 to 477 code for a protein of 158 amino acids. Lineage: Eukaryota; Metazoa; Nematoda; Chromadorea; Rhabditida; Rhabditidae. The record is from RefSeq and is a predicted model, not a curated record. The transcript has 3 exons.